Messenger RNA from Aphanomyces astaci, 2066 nucleotides. RefSeq lists its product as hypothetical. NCBI's taxonomy places the organism in Eukaryota, Oomycota, Saprolegniomycetes, Saprolegniales, Verrucalvaceae. Gene Ontology annotation, cellular component: mitochondrion. The record is from RefSeq and is a predicted model, not a curated record. Gene Ontology annotation, biological process: mitochondrion organization. Gene Ontology annotation, molecular function: ATP binding; ATP hydrolysis activity; zinc ion binding. The coding region runs from base 23 to 1312 and encodes 429 amino acids. The transcript has 2 exons.
GAAGCCCUUCCCUUGAUUCGAUAUGUUUGGCUUUGGCAAACCUGCACCUGAAGGAACUCCUGCCGCGGCCCCUGCCGCCGCCGCCCCCGCUGCGGCUGGAGGUAACCAAGGCGGCUACUCCUUCGACCCCACGGGAUUGGAACGUGCGGCCAAGGCGGCGCGUGACUUGGAAAAGGCCAAGUAUGCCAAGGAAGCGUUCCAAAUGGCGAAAGAGACCGAAAAGACCAAACAAUUGGAGCAUCAAGCCAAGGUGAAAGAGAACGAAGCAUUGUACAAGGCGUACGAAGUGCAGCGCAUCCAAAAGGAGGGCGAAGAGACGCGCAAGAACAUGGAAGCGCAAACCGAGCACAACCAACGCCGGUCGCAGUACCAGGAUCAAUUGAAGCGCAAGCAAUGGGCCGACCAGCAAGCGGCUCAAAAGCUAUUCAAGGAGCAAGAGCUGAAGAAGCAAGAAGAAAUGCUCGCCCGCCAAGAAGCGUCGCGCCGCAAGACGAUGGAGUACGAGGCCGAGUUGCGCACGAAAACCGAAAUGUCUAAGGUGGCUGCUGAAGUCGAAGGACGCAUCAAGCAAGAGCGAUUGAACCACGACCUGCAUCUAGAGGAAGCCCGCGUGCGUGCCAAAGAGUACCGCGAGACCGUCAUGGAAGGCAUCAAGUUGGCCACCAACACCAUCGGCACGGGCGUGAUGGCGUUCCUUGGCGACUCGGAGAAGCUAUCGGCGACCGUGCUGUCGCUGUCCGUGUUGGCGCUGGGUGUGUACACGGCCAAAGUAUCGACGGGGGUCACAGGGCGGUUCAUCGAAGCGCGUCUCGGCAAGCCGUCGCUCGUGCGCGAAACCUCCCGCCGGUCCGUGGUCCAAGUGCUGGCCAACCCGAUUCCGUCCAUCAAGCGCGUGCUUCGCCUCGGCACCCCCACGGACGCCCUCGCCGGCGUCGUGCUCGAGCCCAAGCUCGACGAACGUCUGCGCAGCGUCGCCCUGUCCACGUUCAACACAAAGAAGAACCGGGCGCCGUUCCGCCACUUGCUCCUCCAUGGACCUCCGGGGACGGGUAAAACGCUGUUUGCCAAGGCCCUGGCGCGCCAUUCUGGUCUCGAAUAUGCCAUCUUGACAGGCGGCGACGUCGCCCCGCUGGGCCGCGAAGGCGUGACGGAAAUCCACAAGUUAUUCGAUUGGGCGUCGCACAGCAACCGCGGAUUGCUCAUGUUUGUGGACGAAGCCGACGCGUUUCUCCAAAAGCGCAGCAACGCCGGUACGUACGAAUCAACGAUCGAUCGUCAGUCUUGUGAUUUCUUAUGGUUAUUGUUGGAGUAGUCAUGAGCGAAGACAUGCGCAAUGCCUUGAACGCGUUCCUGUACCGCACGGGAGAAGCCAGCGAUAAGUUUAUGAUUGUGUUCGCGUCGAACCAACCGGAACAGUUUGACUGGGCUAUCAACGAUCGCAUUGACGAGAUGGUCGAGUUCAUCCUGCCUGGCCUUGACGAGCGCGUGCGUAUGCUGCAGCAGUACGUGGACAAGUACUUGCUCCAGUCCAACUCGAAGGCCAAGAAGAUCGUCGUGCGGGACAUCGAGACGGCGGACCUCGUCGCCGUCGCGGAGCGCAUCGACGGGUUCUCGGGCCGUGAAAUCUCCAAGCUCGUGAUCGCGUUCCAAGCGGCCGCGUACGGGAAUGCCAACUCGGAGUUCACGAAGGACCUGAUGGACGAAGUACUAGAGCAUCACAUGGUGGCCCACCGGCAAAAGGAAGAGUGGAAGGCCUACGAAAUCCCCCAAAACGUCCACAAGCUCGUGUCCGAAUAAGGCAACUGAAACAAUACAGAUUGAUCAUAGAUGCAUCAUGUGGUUGAUGGAAUGAAGCGCAUGCCUGGUCUGCGACCGAGUAAGAUCUGCUGCGAGGACAUCGCCAAGUAGUAUACUAGUAGGCAGAGAGAUGGACGGGUUGCUCAGUCGAUGGCCAUGCUGUUUGCCGCUCAAAGGCAGCUACGUACAGUAACUCGACCAGCCUUCGACCGAUACUGCAGCCCCCUCAUGCCUGGUGUGCCACGUCAUAGUACUAGAAUGGAGUGAGC